Molecule: messenger RNA, 891 nt
Organism: Penicillium odoratum
Lineage: Eukaryota; Fungi; Ascomycota; Eurotiomycetes; Eurotiales; Aspergillaceae
Exons: 2
Coding region: 1-891 (296 amino acids)
Source: RefSeq, a predicted model, not a curated record
AUGACAAGCCCCUCCACAAAACGCCUCCUCAAAGAAUCAAUAGACAUCCACAAAAACCCAAGCCCCUACUUCACAGCCGCCCCAAUCUCCGACACAAACCUUCACGACUGGCACUUCACCCUAGCUGGCCCCCCCCACACCAACCCCCUACGCCGGCGGCCUCUACCAUGGGCGCAUAACCUUCCCACCAACCUACCCCCUCCGACCCCCCUCAUUCCGCUUCCUAACACCAUCUGGCCGCUUCGAACUUGGGGGGUGAGGACUGCGUUGCUGGCGAUUCGGUCGGAGAUUAUGGGGGGUGAAAGUAAGGGGCAGGUUGGCGGGGUUGAGAGUAGUACGGAGCUUAGGAGGGAGUAUGCGAAGGUUAGUUCGGAGUGGGCUUGUAGGGAGUGUGGGGUUAGUAAUGGGGAAAUUAUGAGGGAUUGGUGGGGGAUCUGUGUUGAAAAGGGGGUUGAAGUUGAUGUUGAGGGGCUUGGGGAUGCGGAUGCGAAGAAGGUGGAAGAGCAGGCUGGGACUGCUGCUACUGAGUCGACUUCGCCUUUACCAUCGCAACCACAGCUGCAACCUGAACAAGAACCUGAAACUGAAACUAAACCUCAAUCUCAACCUCAACCUCAACCUCAACCUCAACCUGAAUCUGAAUCUGAAUCUGCUGCACUGGUCGAAGCUCCGCGAUCACCACCUACUGCUGCUGUUACUCCGUCAACAUUACCAAGUCACUCAUCCACUCCGCCCACUGCUCUUCAAGCUCGAUCUGUACCUGCAACCGCAACUAUCACACAUUCCUCAGAACCAGCAAACAGUCCAUGGCUAGAUCGAGCCAUCGUGGUUAUUGUAUUCGCCUUGAUCAUCCUGAUCCUACGCCAGACGUUGGACGUAGACGAUCUGUAG